Echinococcus granulosus is the source of this 621-nucleotide messenger RNA. RefSeq lists its product as hypothetical. The transcript has 4 exons. The record is from RefSeq and is a predicted model, not a curated record. Lineage: Eukaryota; Metazoa; Platyhelminthes; Cestoda; Cyclophyllidea; Taeniidae. Bases 1 to 621 code for a protein of 206 amino acids.
AUGAUAGGUUCCAUACUUUUAGCAGAUCCCCUCGAGGCAUCUCCAGUAGCUGUUAUUGGUGGCCAAAUUUGUCAAGUAGAGAUUGAUGGGUGUUUGCUGUUGUACGCCUUAAUUGGGACUCCUUGCUCUAGGAUUGCACCAGAAGAUGAGUUGAGGAGGCAAGAAUAUGCGAAACCUUUGAAGUUGUUUAUGUUUGAUACAGAGGUAGCGGAUUUUGACCAAUUUGAACCAGUUGUAAAACCGAAGGAGUUCUUGGAAAAGACAGCGCCGACUGAAGGUAAUGGGGAAAAGAGUAACAAAGUAGAUGUUUUUAGCAUGGAUUUUGAUAAAAUGAUAAUUUUAUUGUGUCACAUUAAAAAGAUUUAUUCACAAGUGCUAAUAUACUGGUUGCACUUUUAUACACUUCCUCCUAGGUUUAACGCUACUAAAAUUUUAUUCAUAGAAACAUCAUUAUUGGAUGCAGCAUUUCAGUUGCCCUAUUAUCUCAUUCCUGUGCUUCUGCAGUCCGAUGUUAUAUUGCAUGUACGUUCCAAACCAAACUUAUUUUUGGGUCUUGUUUUAGAUUUAGGCAAGCCUGAUUUAUUACUAAAUGUAUCGCAGGAUGGCCUUAUUUAUUCUUAA